AUGAUGAUCAAGGUUUAUACUGAAAUAUCCCUUAUACCGGUCGAAAUUUUCUAUGGAAUUCCUUAUGCAAACGCGCCCGUUGGAAAGUUUAGAUUUGCUGCGCCAGAACGCCACUCAGGUUGGCGAAGAACGUUUUUUGCGCAUAGAAUGCCACCUCGAUGUCCCCAGCAAGGCAUGGAUAACGAAAGUUACAGCGAAGAUUGUCUCUUUCUAAACGUCUUCGCGCCAAGGGUAGCGAGUGGAUGGAAAAUUAUAUCCAAUCAGUACCUGUCGUUCUUAUGGAUUCGAGAGAAUAUUGCAGCCUUCGGUGGUGAUCCAAACGCCAUUACUCUAGUCGGACAUUCGUCGGGGGCAGAUUGUGUUUUACAUCAUAUAGUUUCUCCGCGCUCUUCAGGUUUGUUUCAAAGAGCAAUAGUGAUGUCUCCACGAGAGAUUUGGCGUGCUGUAAACAAAGAACUAGGUGCGAAUGCUUCAGAAGUAGAGCGAGUAUCUCGGGUCAUCGCUGAAACCAUGGAAUGUUCGAGCAAAACAGAUAAAGACAUUUUAAACUGCAUGCGAUCCCGAACUAUUUCUGAUAUCAUGACAAUUUCUCUGAAUGACACUAUGCUUAAAAGUUUGCAACCAGUCUCCGAUAAAUUCUUACCAGAUUCCGAUCAGUAUUUACCAAUGUUAGUUCCGGAAGCACUUACCUCAUCAAAAACGGCUAAUAUUCAACUUGAUUUGCUUAUGGGUACCACAAGUCUCGAGGCUAUUAACUACAAUGAUAAUCUUUAUGAAUAUUUGAUGAAAGAAGGAGCAAGUCGUGUUUUAGAAUACACAACUACGCAAGCAAUACCAGAUAUAAUGCGCAUGCUUUCUUUGCACGGACAACAUGUUUUACCAAUGUUAAUACAAGCAAUAAGAUGGGAGUUUUGGGGGCCAGCUCUGAAAAAGGACGACGAAAAAGAAAUAAUGGAAACCAUUGAAUCUCUUGCCCGUAUGGAAACGUCAGCGAAAUGGGGUGCGGGUGGUGCUUUAUUAGCAGCAAGACUAGCGCGUCGCGUAACGCGACUAUAUGUUUAUCGUUUUGUUCAACCAUCGGAAGUCGAUAUGCAAGGGCGUCAUUUUAACUUUUCUGGUGCAACACACGGUGCAGAUUUAAUAGCACUCUUAGGAGAUGCUUUGAUGCUUCAGAUAGCUCGUAGAACUGCUUCUGACAGCGAAAAACGAAUUUCCGCUGUUUUUCGAAAAUACAUUGCCAACUUUGUAAAAUAUGGAUAUCCUAGCGUUAAUAACGAGUGGCAACGAUAUAAAAUUGGAGAUGCUUAUGUCCAAGAUAUCGGAGAUGAAACAAACAAAAAUAUUAAAUUAUCGCCUUCUUCCCGAGAUGUUGCAUUUUGGUUAAAAUAUUUGCCAACUCUGUCAAACCUUCUCAUUACUAAAGAGCAUUCAGAACAGAUAACGUUGGAAAAAGGUGAAAGUCGUUUUCGCGGUGGCGUGUUUGCAAUGAGCGGGGUCUCUGUGGUUCUGCUCUUGUUGCUAUGCGUGUCUGCAGUGUUGCUUCAUCGACGUCGUACACGGCGUUCUUCACUUGACGUGGAAGUCAUGAAUCAUCAU
Molecule: messenger RNA, 1596 nt
Organism: Iphiclides podalirius (scarce swallowtail)
Lineage: Eukaryota; Metazoa; Arthropoda; Insecta; Lepidoptera; Papilionidae
Source: the annotation of a GenBank genome assembly